UCGCAGUUGCUUUCACGUGUUGCUUCAUUCCGCGGGAGACUUUUCCCUUCCUCGAGAACGUGCCCGAAAAUCGUACAAAUCCUACCCAUUUUUUCCUCCACGCCCCCUCCCCCCUCCAACCCUUCCUCGUUCUCCACUCUCGGUCGGCCAACGAGCCUCGCGUUCCUCCCUUCGUUUCCAACGAAACGAUAUCUCUCGGAUCGAGAAUUUAACCGAGAAUAGUUUUUCGAGAGCGUUUCUUUUUUUUUUUUUACUCGUCGGUUACUGUUAUUACGGUUGGAACGAUGAGGAAAUAGUUCAGAGGAAGGAUCGAUCACGAGGAAAGGAAUAAAUAAAUAAUCUUCGUUUCUAGAGAAUCGUGAAAAGAGAUUGAGAGGGCGAUUGCAAAACUGGAAGGAGGCAGGAACAUGCAUUCGCGGGGUAGGAAGAUGCAACUGGUGCCGUGUUUCGGUGGCGUAGAGAUCGUGCUGUGUUUGUGGAUCACGAGUGCUGUUUUAACACUGGUCGCGUCCCAGCAAAAGUUCUACAUCCAGGGCCGGUAUGGAAAACGGCAAGAGCCGCGUACAGAUUCGUUCUACGUGUCGGGAGGGAGAUACGGACGCAGCGAGAACGGAAUGGAAAAGGCGAGCAAAUCGCAAUUGGCGAAGUUGGUGGAGGUGGAGGUGCCGAGGAUAGAUCGAUUCGUUUGGGGUGGCCGAUACGGGAAACGAUCGCCCCCCGACUCUAAUCGGCCUGUCUCGUCCGUCAAUCGCUUCAGCGCUGUCCUCGACUUCAUGGAUCAGGUCGACCUCGAUCGAGAGAACGAUCUCAGUAAUCGAAACGAGCUCGAUUUUCUCCCUUAAGAUCAACCGUAUACCAUACGACACCUUGGGAGGACUCGUUGGGUCUUUUUCGUGCAAAGAGAAAGAAAAAGAAAAAGAAAAAGAAAAGAAAACUCGAGGGAAGAAAGAAGAUGCACGAGGAACGAGCGGGUUUCAAUUUUUUAAACAAGUCCUUCGCAUAAUCGCCAUUGUUUUUAUCCAAUUUAAACAGAGUGUAAAGUGUCGCGAAAAUCGGUCAAACGAGUAAAGAAACAAAAUAUAAGCUUCAGUUUACGCAUCGUA
This is a messenger RNA of Apis cerana (Asiatic honeybee), 1103 nucleotides long. RefSeq lists its product as uncharacterized. The record is from RefSeq and is a predicted model, not a curated record. NCBI's taxonomy places the organism in Eukaryota, Metazoa, Arthropoda, Insecta, Hymenoptera, Apidae.